GCAACAGCUGUUGCUUCAACAGCUGUAAGCGGCAACAGUUUUAUGGCUACUGCUAAGCGCGUCUAUAUGCACGUGCAUAAAUAUACGAAAUAAAAGUUGAGUUUUAAGUGCAUAAUUAAUUGGCAUGCAAGUGACGAAUUUAUACACCUCGGUGGCCUGUAACCGCACCACCGAAUGCGCCGAUUGGGGACCCAGUGGCUUGAUUGCAUAUGGCGCCUGCAAUGCGAUUGCGGUACUCGAUCCUCGCUACAAUGGCAAUUCAGCUAAGAUAUUGUUUACCUUGGUGGAGCACACAAAGCGUGUUAAUACAGUUAAAUGGCUGGAUGCGCAGCAUUUGAUAUCGGGCGCAGACGAUGGCAACGCGGUUUUAUGGCAACUGGACAAGGAGAGCGCCAUAAAUCAUAUUUUGUUGAAAGGGCACACGAGUGGAGUGAAUGCAGUGGACGGUGUGCUGCGCUCUAAUGGCACCUGGUUGCUGGCCACAGCUGCUGCUGACAACUGCCUUAAAUUGUGGCAUCUGCCGGCAGAUAAACAAAUCAAUUGCUUUCAAACUGUAAAGUUAGAUGGAGGCUUUUGCUUGACUCUGCGUCUUACUCUGCUGCCCAAAACUGAGCAAGUGUUGCUCGCCUUCAGCACAGAUGAAGAAACUGUUGCCCUCUGGGCAGAGCAGUCAGCAGGCAGUGGCGAUACCACUGCAGGGCAGUUUAAUUGUGUUCACAAGCUGAGCGGUCAUGAGGAUUGGGUGCGUGGCCUGGACUUUGUCUGCGACGGUGAUGAUUUACUGCUAGCCAGUGGCUCACAGGAUAACUUUAUACGUCUCUGGCGUAUAGAGCCGAGAGGCAAUGAGCAACCCAUACAAAAGAACAUACUGGAUGUCUUGAAUGACAACGACGAACUGCGCGUCGAAGAAAAGCUACUGCAGCUCGGCGGAGAGACUUGGUAUGCAAUUAGUCUGGAGUCUGUGCUCUAUGGCCACGAGGGUUGGGUCUAUGGCGUGCACUGGCACAAAAAUGAGAAACAGGAACUGCGUCUGUUAUCCGCCUCCAUAGACAAAACUGUCAUAGUGUGGGCGCCCACAGAGUUGGGCGUCUGGCUGGAACAGGUGCGAGUCGGAGAAGUGGGUGGCAAUUCAAUGGGCUUUUAUGGCGGCAAAUUUGCGCAUGACGGUCGUUCGAUUAUGGCGCACAGCUACCAGGGCGGCUUUCACAUAUGGAAUCAGAGUCAGGAUCAGCCGCAGCUUUGGACUUCGAAUGUAAUCGUUGGCGGUCAUUAUGGACAGGUGCGUGAUUUGGCCUGGGAGCACGAUGGUGCCUAUUUAAUGACUGUCUCAGCGGAUCAAACGACACGCCUGCAUGCGCCUUGGCUCCAGCCGGAUAAGCCAACUACCUGGCAUGAGCUAGCACGUCCUCAGGUGCAUGGCUAUGAUAUGCAAUCACUGGCUCUGCUCUCGCGCUAUAAAUUCGCCAGCGGAGCUGAGGAGAAAAUAGUACGCACAUUCCAAGCGCCAGCGAAUUUCAUUGAGAACUUUCGACACAUCAGCGGCGUGACAAAUGAUGCAGCAGGCGAUGCGCUGCUGGACUCUCUGCCAAAAGGCGCUUCGGUACCGUCGCUGGGACUCUCAAACAAGGCGGUGUAUAAAGUGGAUACAGCUGCUGAGGCGACGACGACAGCCAAGGAUGAGUAUCCGGAUAACUAUUUUGUGCCCAUAACACUACAAACGCCGCCACAGGAGGAGACUUUGAUGCAGAACACACUGUGGCCCGAAUUGCAAAAGCUGUACGGCCAUGGCUAUGAGAUCUAUGCGCUGGCAGCCACAGCUGAUGGCCAGCUACUCGCAUCCACCUGCCGUGCCAGCAAUGCUGAGCAUGCACAGAUUAUACUCUGGAAUACGUCCAACUGGAAGCAGCUACAGAAGCUGCCUGGUCAUCAGUUGACCGUCACACAGCUACGUUUCUCACCAGAUGCACGCUAUUUGCUCUCGGUUUCGCGGGAUCGUCGUUGGUUCCUCUACGAGCGACAGCAGACCGAUGAGCCACUCGGCAGUUAUGUGCCGGUGGCCAAUACGGACAACAGCAAUGGAGUGCAUACGCGCAUUAUUUGGUCCUGCGAUUGGUCGCACGAUGGCAAAUAUUUUGUGACUAGCUCGCGUGAGGGCAAAGUCGUGGCCUGGACACAGACGGAACAGGAGUCAACGUCUAGUUCGUUGAAUGGCUGGCAAGCAGCUGCCACGCUGGAGCUCAAGCAGGAAUCCAUAACAGCUGUUAGCUUUGCGCACAGCUUCCUGGACAAGCAGGAUGGCGUUUAUGUCCUGGCACUGGGCACAGAGCGAGGCAGCAUAAAGAUCUAUCAGUUGCACAAGGGCCAAUGGCAGCUGCGCUGUGAGCUAGAGAAAAAUCGUGCACAUCAUUUGACCGUCAAGCGACUGCAGUUCCGACCGGGUCAACAGCAGCUACAGCUGGCCAGCUGUGGGGAGGAUCAUUUAGUGCGCAUUUAUGACAUUUCAUUAAGAUAAAAUUUAAACUUGGCUGCAAUCAGUAAACAGACAACAAUGAAGAGUGCCUUGUUUU
Drosophila hydei is the source of this 2567-nucleotide messenger RNA. RefSeq names its product probable elongator complex protein 2 (gene Elp2). The transcript has 6 exons. NCBI's taxonomy places the organism in Eukaryota, Metazoa, Arthropoda, Insecta, Diptera, Drosophilidae. The coding region runs from base 125 to 2512 and encodes 795 amino acids. Gene Ontology annotation, cellular component: elongator holoenzyme complex. Gene Ontology annotation, biological process: tRNA wobble uridine modification. Gene Ontology annotation, molecular function: protein binding. The record is from RefSeq and is a predicted model, not a curated record.